GUAGUUCCGGCAAUGCUUGGUCGCGUCGCCUAAAAAUAGCGCCCCGUGAGUAUCCGUCCGCCGGUGUCAGCCUCAGUUGGGGAGGCGGCAGUGGAGGAAGAAGACGACGAAGAAAACGGAGGGAGGAAGGAAGGAAGGAGGCGGCUGACGGGUUUUGGCAGCAACACGCUGAACAGACUGUGGCUUUAGUCCAGAGAGAACUGACUACCAUGCGCUAGGACACAGAGUUUGCAGAUUGUUUUACUUGAGUGCUUCUGGAUUAUAAAGAGGGAAACAGUGAAAAUGGGGAGGAAGAAAAUACAGAUCACGAGAAUAAUGGAUGAACGAAACAGACAGGUGACCUUUACAAAAAGGAAGUUCGGAUUAAUGAAGAAAGCCUACGAACUGAGCGUGCUCUGUGACUGUGAAAUAGCGCUCAUCAUUUUUAACAGUUCUAACAAACUCUUUCAGUAUGCCAGCACAGAUAUGGACAAAGUUCUUCUCAAAUACACGGAGUACAACGAACCUCACGAGAGCAGAACCAACUCGGACAUUGUUGAGACGUUAAGAAAGAAAGGCCUCAAUGGUUGUGAGAGCCCUGAUGCUGACGAUUACUUUGAGCACAGUCCGCUGUCGGAGGACAGAUUCAGCAAACUAAAUGAAGAUAGUGAUUUUAUUUUCAAGCGAGGCCCUGCUCUGAACAAGAAGGAAAACAGAGGGUGCGACAGCCCAGACCCUGACACUUCCUAUGUGCUCACGCCACAUACAGAAGAAAAAUAUAAAAAAAUUAAUGAAGAGUUUGAUAAUAUGAUGCGGAAUCAUAAAAUCGCACCUGGCUUGCCACAGCAGAACUUCUCGAUGUCCGUCACCGUUCCCGUGUCCAGCCCCAACACUCUCACCUACAGCAAUCCCGGGAGUUCCCUCGUUUCCCCAGCGCUGGCUGCAAGUUCGACCUUGACAGACACCACCUUGCUGAGUCCCCCUCAGGCCACGUUGCAUCGAAACGUCUCUCCUGGAGGGCCUCAGAGGCCACCGAGCACGGGCAGCGCAAGUGGCAUGAUAUCUACGGCAGAUCUCUCGGUGCCAAAUGGAGCCGGUUCUAGCCCAGUGGGAAAUGGUUUUGUGAACUCGCGAGCUUCGCCAAGCUUGCUUGGCAGCACCGGCAGUGGGAAUAACUUAAACAAAGUGAUGCCCACAAAGUCCCCACCUCCCCCUGGCGGGGGCAACCUAAACAUGAACAAUCGGAAACCAGAUCUCCGCGUCGUCAUCCCUCCAUCUAGCAAAGGCAUGAUGCCUCCUUUGAACACCCAACGGUUAAGUAGUUCACAGUCGACGCAGCCUCUCGCCACGCCGGUCGUGUCAGUGACAACGCCGAGUUUGCCCCCGCAGGGACUGGUUUAUUCUGCCAUGCCAACAGCGUACAAUACUGAUUACUCCUUGACGAGCGCAGACCUGUCAGCCCUGCAGGGAUUUAACUCCCCGGGCAUGCUGUCAUUAGGACAAGUAUCUGCCUGGCAACAGCACCACCUAGGACAGGCAGCCCUCAGCUCUCUCGUGGCUGGAGGCCAGUUAUCUCAGGGUUCCAGUUUAUCCAUCAACACCAACCAAAACAUCAACAUCAAGUCUGAACCGAUUUCACCUCCUAGAGACCGCGUGACCCCGUCCACGUUCGCACAGCAGCAACAGCCGCAACAGGCGCAGCAGCAACAGCCUCUGCAACAGGCGCGCCAGGAGAUGGGCCGCUCUCCCAUUGACAGUCUCAGUAGCUCCAGCAGUUCGUAUGACGGCAGCGACCGGGAGGACCCGAGGAGCGACUUCCAUUCCCCCGUCGGCCUGGGGAGACCCCCAAAUUCAGAAGACAGAGAGAGCCCGACAGUCAAGCGCAUGCGAAUGGACGCCUGGGUGACAUAAACUGCCUUGUCCCCCCUGCUCCGUUUCUACCUUUGAGUUCUACGAACAGUCCUGACAUAUCUAAAUUAAUAAAAUAAGGGCGCAAAAGGAAUAUUUAUAUGUAUAUACAUACAUGCAUAUAUAUAUCUUUGUAUACAUAUAUAUGUGUGAGUGUGUAGCGAGACACAAAAAUCAGCAGGCACUUAAUAACAAACUCCUUGUGUAGCUACAGAUGCCCUGUGGUUCAACAAGAAAAAGAUAUAUAUUUUUCUUGUGGUUCAACAAGAAAAAGAUAUAUAUAUAAACAAAAGAAUCCUCAUAGGUAUUGGUCUAGUCCGGCUGUUACCUGGGACUCGUUCCUUGAGAAUAAUGUAACCCGUUUUGCAAAAGAAACGUCAUACCCCAUAUAUAAUCCUACCAAACUAGAGGGCAGAACCGUGAGGGCUCGCCUGUUGUAGUUGUUCCUGUGUGUGUUUUCCAACGCCGUCUGGUUCCCCGUAGUCCGCUUUGUAGCAGCAGAGCAGUAUGAAAAGAAAGCAAUAUUGUACAUAGAACAACCUUUAUAUUACCCAAUCUAGCAUGGAGAAGGGCUGGCAUUAGUUUUAAAAAAAAUAAACACCCAAUUUUUGCACAUGCAAAAAAAAAAGUACUGAGGUCAAAAGUGAUUUUAAAGAAACACAAAAAUGAAGAAGGACCUAAAGAGCUCGCAUGAAAUAUUCAGAAGAUAUUAGCCUAGGAGAUAAACCAUAAAAGAAAAUUUUAAUAUAUUAAGUUAUAAUUGGAAUAUGUCGAAAAAGUUUCCUUUUUUAUGUUCCUCCUGCCUUUUUUUAAAAAAAGUAGAAAACCAGUUUUAGCUUGUGUCUAUUUUUUAUUAAAGAAAACCAUACCCUCCUUGAAGACUAUAUAGAAAAUUAUAUACAUUACUUUUUUGAACACAUUCUGCUAUGAAUUAUUUAUAUAAGCCAAAGCUGUAUGGGUUGGGGGGGGGGGGGUUAGCGUUUUUGUAGAGUAGAGUUCUACAUUUUUUUUAAAUCUUCUUUGUUUGUUUGUUUUCAGGAGAGGAAGGCAAAAAAACCUUGCAGGCAGAACCUUGGGGAAAAAUAAGCCAUGAAUAAUUAUUCUAUAUGUAAAUUAAAAGUUGAGCCAAACUUUGUGUAUAUAGCAUCUAAAUAUAUUAUCACCUUUUGGUGUAAGUACCUAUCUAUGUAUUGUACGUUCACCAGAUUUAAAAAGUAUAUUUUUGUGGAUUGACGCCAACUUGAAGAAAAAAAAAACAGAAAAGGCGAGGUCCUUAUUAAGUAGAGUAUUCACUGUUUAAUAUUUACUAUUUUGUUCAAUAUACUGUACUUCCUUUGGAUUUUAAGUAACAUUACUUUGGAUUCUUUGCAGAGGGGUUUUUAAAAAGGGGUUGUUCCCCCCUCCCCCUCACUGGUGGUGAAUGUGUGCUGUUAAACUGUACUCCUUUUUGUGCUGUAUGGUAAAGCUUCAUUAUACAUUUUAUAAAUAUAUAUAUAUACAUA
Molecule: messenger RNA, 3389 nt
Organism: Heteronotia binoei (common prickly gecko)
Lineage: Eukaryota; Metazoa; Chordata; Lepidosauria; Squamata; Gekkonidae
Gene: MEF2A
Product: myocyte enhancer factor 2A
Exons: 11
Coding region: 283-1890 (535 amino acids)
Biological process (GO): cell differentiation; heart development; positive regulation of transcription by RNA polymerase II
Molecular function (GO): protein dimerization activity; DNA-binding transcription factor activity, RNA polymerase II-specific; histone deacetylase binding
Source: RefSeq, a predicted model, not a curated record